Messenger RNA from Botrytis fragariae, 2457 nucleotides. RefSeq lists its product as uncharacterized. The transcript has a single exon. The record is from RefSeq and is a predicted model, not a curated record. The coding region runs from base 1 to 2457 and encodes 818 amino acids. Lineage: Eukaryota; Fungi; Ascomycota; Leotiomycetes; Helotiales; Sclerotiniaceae.
AUGGCAUAUAACGCAUUCCAGAGUACAGGACUUUCGGAUGACGAUGAAGAUGACUCGACCUUUGUCAACGAAACUUACAGGCCAUGUAAAAUACUCUAUGUAAUGACCAGUACUGGUGUGCAUUCGCUACGAAACAUCGGUCCAAAUUAUCGCGUACUACUUGUGAAAUCAAGAUUCAUUGCUUCACUGUUGAAGAGAGGAAUUGUCCCUCAUUCCGGCCAUGACUGCGCAUUAUCUUAUGGAGGUAGAGAGUUAGCAGAUCAUGAAACAUUGGAAAGCUGUCGCAUUGGGGAUGAAGCAACUGUAAAUGCUGUUGUGUGGGAACAGAAUCCUAACUCGCCUGGCUUCUCGGGCCAUGCAGUAAAUUCAAGCUCAAGGAUCAGCCAUGAAGAUGAGCAGAAGACCAACCAAUCUAAGCGCGGCAGAAGUCCAUUAAAUUCAGCAGAGGAAAAUGGAUUGGAGGAUCGAGUACUUUGGCGUGCUCCAGCUUCGAAAAAGCAAAAGUCAGUUAGAUUUACUGAGCAAGAUGAUACUAUUCCCCACCCGCCAACAUCUUCGCGUUCGUCAUUGCCUUCACAAAAUCCAAGUCCAGAACAUUAUAUCAUGUCAGGAGUGUUAGAACCAACAGAUAGACCUCUGGAGUUCCACGAUAGUUUGGUCCGAGAUAGUCCACCAAUAGGUCUUCAACGAAGACAAUCUCUUGGAGAAUUGUCAGGACCCAUAAUGCCAAAAACGUCUUUACGAUCCCCGACUUUCUACGGGAGUUCCACGCGAGAACCAGAAAUGCCCAUUUGUGCUUCUUAUGAUGCUUUCGGAUAUUCUAUUACGCCGCGAGACGCUUCUAAAAGAGAUUUUCAAAGAAGUUACAACAUAUUGAGACAUUCGGAUAGAACUUCCCACCGCAGAAUGGAAUACGAUUCCUCUUCAACUGCAGUACGUUUUACUCCGAAACUUCAAAAUGGACAUUCACUGACGUCCCAUUCUUUUCCUGCAGUACGAAACACCGCGUAUGUUCGACCUCCAGGAAUUGGGCCAACAUCUGGACCCUUACCUUCAUCGUCGUUUAUUGGAUCGUUAAAUCCCGCUCACGUAACAACAACUCUGUCUCCGGAUCCAUAUCAACCAUUGUUUCCUCCCAAUUCCCAGGAGAUACUUUCAUUCAAACCAAAAUCACCCAUUCGACAAAAUCCUCCAUCCACAGAUCCUCCAUUCACAGAUCUUCUAGCAUCAUAUGUGCCAUUACCUUCAGGCUCACCAUCAAUAUCAAGUUUAUUCAUUCACAGAUACCUUUUGUCUCAACGUUCCGAUUCGAGUUCCAGGCCAAUACUCGAAUCAACUCCAACAUCAACUUCAUCGCAUCAGCCAUCAAAUCUUUACUUUUUAAGGUCCACACCAUCAUCUAUUCUCCAAUCAUUGAAUUCGUAUUUCUCAACACCGUCACCAUCGUCCCAGUCAUCUCAAUCACCAUCUGUUCUCCAAACAUUGAAUUCAUAUUUUUCAAACACAUCCCCACCUCUUCCGAAAUAUCUUCCUUCCCAGACAUCAUCCCACAGCCCUUCAUAUUCCCCACAACCUACCAACCAAAACUCGAUGGACUUCGAUUACUUCCAAGCUGCCCGUUCUAAAGGAUCGUCCUCACCACCAAAGCUUCAUCCAUUAAAUUCUCCUCUUCCACCACCACCGCCGCCCCCACCUCAGAUCAGGGUUGAACCACCAUCAACAACAUUCUUUCCAUAUGCUGGUCAACCUUCAUCAGAUAUUCAAUGGGAUAAACCAACACUCCCACCACCAUCGCCCAAAGCAAAUUAUUUGCAGGCAGAUCCUUUUUCCAAGUCAGCUCUAAAAAGUCAACCUCAACCAAAAGCACCCGGAAGGUAUCCCCCAACGCCAUCACCACCAUCACCACCAACUCGUCAUAUUCGCUCACCUUAUUUCCAUAACCCUUCCCCUUCCCGUUCUCCUUCACCUAACAGAGCAGAAAAACAAGAACAAUCUCAACUUCCCCACAGUCCGUCCUUUUGCGGCUACUAUCCUCUUCCAUCAAAAUCUAUUUCCGAUCCUCUAGCUGCAUCUUCUCUUCCAACACCAGAGCCUACACCUCUCACCUUCACAGAGCGUCCCAAGAUAACAUCACCAAAUCCUCCCGCAACAAAGUCGAAUAUCUCGAAACAAUUAUACUACUCUUCUCACUCUCCUCUCCCAACAGGAGAGUCCCCUAAAGGCUCAAUUGCAAUUCCUUCGCUCGCACACGAGAUUCUACCAGAAGAUUUCCUAGCCUAUCAAACAGUGAGACAGCUUAUAGAACUUCAAGGAUGGGAAAUGAACCAGGGAGAAUGGCGAUCGAUACGGGAGGUAUUAAAAAAAUGCCAAAAGGGGGAGAACGGUGCGAGGGAUAAUAUACAAGUACUUGCCAAGGGAGUUGUUGAGUUAGAGGAAAACGGUGUUGAGAUGAGUUGA